Molecule: messenger RNA, 864 nt
Organism: Acanthamoeba castellanii str. Neff
Lineage: Eukaryota; Discosea; Longamoebia; Acanthamoebidae
Product: transporter, major intrinsic protein (MIP) superfamily protein
Exons: 8
Coding region: 1-864 (287 amino acids)
Biological process (GO): transmembrane transport
Cellular component (GO): plasma membrane
Molecular function (GO): water channel activity
Source: RefSeq, a predicted model, not a curated record
AUGUCGAGCGAGGAUGACAUUGAGCUGCAUGACCGCCACGACCCCGGCCGCGACCGCGACCACGACCACCACAAGGGGGACCGUCUCCGCCGCUUGGGCCACCUGGUGCUGCUCGGCCCGAGAGAGAACGAAGGGUCGGACUACGUCCACGUCUACUCCCUGGCCGAAUGGCGAGACUCUGACUUCUGGCGAGCCCUGGUUGCCGAGUGCCUGGCCACCAAGUUUUUCGUCUGCUUCAGCAUACUCAUAGUCCUGUCGGCCAAGCAGUCGUUUGAGACGAGUCCCGCGGGCGAACAUGUGUGGGUCAUCGUGUGCCACAUGGCCCUGAUCCUUAUCUGCAUUUACAUCUUUGCACCUAUCUCGGGUGCCCACUUCAACCCUUCCGUCACAAUCGCCGUCUUAUUCUGCCGACGUAUCACCGUCCUACGGUGCCUGUGCUAUCUUGCUGCUCAGCUUGUGGGAGCUAUCGCUGGAGCUGGCCUGGCCAAGCUGGCGCUCCCAAGUGACAAGGAAGGCAACCUGACGUUCUACAUGACGUUCGGUCUUGUGUUUGGGUCUUUCGGCACGGCCUUUGAUCCGCGAGGCUGGGGCAAGCUGGGGCCAGUGGCGAUUGCCAUCAUUGUGGGAAUCAACAUACACGCCGGUAGCAUCGUUUCUGCAACGAUGAACCCGGCCCGCGCAUUUGGCCCUGCGGUCGUUCAGUGGAGCUGGGACGAUCACUGGGUAUGGUGGGUGGGGGCAGUGGGUGGUGGCGUGGCAGCGGGCGUGAUUUACGAGUACCUAUUCAUGCAGCGGAAGAACGCACGGCCAAAGGGAGUCCCCUCGACCUCAGGCGACAACCACGAAGAGAAGAAGACGCGCUAA